AAUAAACAUCCGAGAAUGUAUUUAUUUUGCCAAUGGGCGUCGUGUGCUAAGCGAUUAGAUCACGCGAUACCGGGAAGGGCGGAACGAAGUACGCAGGCGCUUGGUGUGUUGAUAUCAGUGAGCGUACUAAAUGAUGUUGUUUCACUGGGUUGUGACGCUCCAGAAAGGCUUUUGUAAACGAUUUUGCACUGUGGCGAGUCCAACUCUUGCAUCACUAAACAGGAUUCGGAAUGUAGGCAUAAUGGCUCACAUUGAUGCUGGAAAAACCACAACAACUGAGCGUAUGCUAUAUCUGGCCGAUGCAACUGGCAGACUGGGCGAUGUGGACGACGGUGACACGGUCACAGAUUACAUGGAUCAGGAACGUGCAAGAGGCAUCACAAUCACGUCUGCAUCGGUCACGUUUGGCUGGUUAAAUCACAAAAUUAAUCUGCUAGACACACCAGGUCACAUCGACUUCACUGUGGAAGUCGAACGAUCACUCAGAGUUCUCGACGGAGCAGUGGCAAUACUCGAUGGUACAGCAGGAGUCGAAGCACAGACUCUAUCAGUAUGGAAUCAAGCAAAUCAUUACGGUCUACCCCGAUUAUGUUUCAUAAAUAAGAUGGAUAGAUCAGGAGCCAGCUUAGACCGAUCCGUGAAUGCCAUCAAGACCAAGCUAAAGAUAAUCCCACUGGUCACACAGAUUCCGAUGACAAUUGGUCGCGAUUUUACCAGAAUUAUUGAUCUCAUUUCAUUAAAAAUUCUAAAAUGGCCCAACCAGUCACAAACUAGGAGAGACUUUGAGGUCAUUCCGCUUGUACCCGAUCAAGGUCAAGCAUACGAAAAGUCGAUCAAUGCAAGAGGUGUUCUACUCGAACAGUUGGCAGAAAUAGAUGACCUGAUCAUGGAUCGUCUAGUGGCGAAUGAUUUCGAUUUUUGCAAGUCAGACAGUCUAACUGUCGAUGAGAUUCAAACCGCGAUUGCAAGGGCUACCCUAUCCGGAUCAGCCGUUCCCGUUCUCUGUGGUUCAUCUCUGAAAAACAGAGGCAUUCAACCGUUGCUAGACGCCAUAGUCCACUACUUACCGAGUCCAGACAUGCUGACAAAUAACGAAGUUCCUGGGUAUGCUCACGAGCUGUGCGCAUUGGCAUUCAAGAUCAUUCACGACAGACAGCGUGGACCGCUUGUAUUCCUGAGACUGUAUGCCGGCACCAUCACACCCAACAUGACCGUCUACAACGUCAAUAGAGACUGCAGAGAGAAGGUGACGCGCCUCCUGACCGCGUUUGCGGACGAAUUCAAGGAAGUUUCCGAAAUAUCCGCUGGUAACAUUGCAGUGGCGGUCGGACUGAAACAGACAGUGACCGGAGAUACCCUGGUGAUGUCCGCAUCCGCUGCAUCCUUUGCUAGGAAAGAUUUAGAGAAGGUCCGAGCAGCAGUGACUCCCUCUCAGUCAUCAAAAGCGCACAGACCUAUGCCAUCCAUGUUACCUGUUCUGGCCGGUUUGCAGGUGCCUGAUCCCAUGUUUUUCUGCACCGUCGAGCCGGCCUCUGCUGCUUAUCAGAGAGAUCUGGAUAAUGCGCUUGUUUGCCUGUCAAGGGAAGACCCCAGUCUGCGCGUGUCUGUGGACACGGAACUCGCACAGACCGUGUUGGGUGGCAUGGGAGAGCUGCAUCUCGACGUCAUCGCAGAACGGCUCAGAACGCAAUAUAAAGUCGACGCAUGGCUCGGUCCGCUACAGGUCGCAUACAGAGAAUCCGUCAACAAGACGGCAUCUCACACCGCGCUUGCGCGGUCACGGCCUGGUGUGUCGGUCACACUUCGAGUCACUCCGGCACCGGGUGUCGGUAUGGUUGAAGGGAUUGAGAUGAGAAAAAAUGGCGCGUUCUUACCGACGACGGAAAAGCUCUCCUCACACUACGCGAAUGAUGUUCUACGUGCUGUAGAGGAAGCCGUUGUGCUGGCCUGUUGGCGCGGACCGCUGUUGUCAUACCCUGUUAUGGAUGUUAGUGUGUUGUUGGUGAGCUUAGAUGUUGCUCGUGGGACGCCAAUUCCGGUGGUCACUGCGUGUGCUGCGGAGUGUACCGCAAGGGUUCUCACAGCUGCAGAAACUCAUCUAAUGGAGCCAAUAAUGGAUCUCGAGAUCGUUGUAGGAGAGGAAAAGUUGGGCGUCGUGUUGUCUGACCUUUCUACUCAACGACGAGCAACUAUCAGAGAAAUUCAAAGCAGAGAAGACACACGAGUAAUCCUAGCAUCGGCGCCACUCGUAACAUUGCAAGGAUACGCUACGAGUCUGAGAACGACCACGUCUGGUACUGCUAGCUUCACCAUGCAGUUUUCAUGCUACGCCCCAGUUCACCAACAUCUCCACGACCAAACAAUCCGGUCAAUCAGAGGUUUCUAAAUUCUAAAAUCAUAGUCUGAAAAUACAGUACAGUACACG
Messenger RNA from Corticium candelabrum, 2425 nucleotides. Its product is annotated as ribosome-releasing factor 2, mitochondrial-like. Gene Ontology annotation, molecular function: GTPase activity; GTP binding. Bases 131 to 2386 code for a protein of 751 amino acids. The record is from RefSeq and is a predicted model, not a curated record. Gene Ontology annotation, cellular component: mitochondrion. Gene Ontology annotation, biological process: mitochondrial translation; ribosome disassembly. NCBI's taxonomy places the organism in Eukaryota, Metazoa, Porifera, Homoscleromorpha, Homosclerophorida, Plakinidae. The transcript is spliced from 22 exons.